UUUAUGUGUGGGGAUUUUCUGCAUGAAGUCGACAACAUCACAGGGUUGAGGAUGCUGGGAUAUGUCAAGUGAAACCCCGCCCCAUCUUGUGUUUCUGUGCGACCCACAUCUGUUCUUAUAGUACAUCGAUGCCCAGGUCCCUUGUGCCGCGUCACAUUUCACGGAUUUACCCUUUUUCAAAACUAGAGACGUAAACUACAUCAACACUCCGGUAGCAAAGACGAUCCUCGACACUGAAGCUAAAUAACACGGGAAAAGUCAUCACUUAAGGGCGAAGAUGGUGUCCUUAUCUGUGCUGUGUCUGUCACUUCUCUUGUUUCAUACUCAUUUUUUACUGGCCAGGAAAGGAGGCAGUUUUGGGAAAGGCAGCUUUGGCUCAAAGAAGACCACCUCCCACAUCAGAAGCAGCACCAACACAAAAAAAAAUAAUCAGGGCUCCAGCGCUCAGGGUGGAUACCCCAAACAGCCUGGACAACCCAAUCAGGGAGGCUACCCUCUGCAAUCAGGCAGACCUGGGUAUCCAGGUAAUUACCCUCAGCAGGCAGGUGGAGGUUACCACAACCAGUUUCCAGCACGGGGCUCCCCGUACAGUCAUGGUGGUUAUGGAGGUGGAUACAUGAACUACAACCCAAACAACAAAGUCCUGAGCCCUCGCUAUGGGGGCAGCUUUGGAUACGGGGGUCAUGGCACUGGGGUCGGCUCUCCCUUUUCCCACUCAGUUCAGUCGAUGGGCAUGUAUCCUUCUGAUAAAUCCAGAGGGUUUGGACGCAGUGCCGUGAUGGCAGCAGCUGGAGGAGCUAUGGCAGGGAUGGCCCUGGGCUACGGGCUAGGAAGGUUCCCCCGUCCUCCCUUCCACUUCCACAGCCCCCAAGAGGAGUAUUACUACAACAACUACAUGUACAGGAAGUAUGGUACCAAGUCUACUGAUAGCAAUGACUACAGCAGAGACUACAGCUACAGCAAACCCCCUGAAACCUAUGAUAGCUACAUGGACUCCUGCAUGAAGAGAACCGACAUUCUGCCUGUGGAGAAUCAAAAGCCAGACAUAGAACCAUCUGUUACCACCACAACUUCUGUCAACCCGGCUCCAGACACUGGCACAGGCAGGAACACAAUGGAGACCAACAGCACUGGAGCAGAUAACUCCUCAACCACUGCACCUUCAAGUACACACACCCUUAAUCAGCCUGUAGCCUAUCCUGUGCCUCCAGCUUCACAGACUGUCAAUAGUGCUAAAGACGAUGAUACAGUUAGUAUUGUGGAAAUCGGCUACCCAGCACUGAUUGAGCAGAUAAAGGCCAGAAGAUGCUUGGAGCUGUACAUGGUCUACUCUGAAAAGUACUUGAAGAAAGUGACGGGUGGUGUGCAGGGAUUGAGUAUGGGCUCGCAAAGGCUUUUAGCUGUGGUCAUUAGUACUACACUGAUGCUAUUGAAUAGCAACAUGCUAGUGCUGCUGCACUGAGGCUUUCAUUGGCAGUGAUGGAUAAUGUUUUAAAGGAAUUAAUAUAUUAAUGGGGGGACAUGAUUGGGGAGAGCGGAACUUCUUGCCUUUUUAAGGAGUUUCUUUACUGUGUGUGGAUUUCUACAUUUUAUUUUGUCUUUAUAUUUAAGCAUUACAUUCUUAUGAAUGUGCUUCAAUGGCACCACACAGCCAGUCCAUUAGCGAUACUCUG
This is a messenger RNA of Etheostoma cragini (Arkansas darter), 1673 nucleotides long. Its product is annotated as major prion protein homolog. NCBI's taxonomy places the organism in Eukaryota, Metazoa, Chordata, Actinopteri, Perciformes, Percidae. The transcript is spliced from 2 exons. The coding region runs from base 278 to 1462 and encodes 394 amino acids. Gene Ontology annotation, biological process: protein homooligomerization. Gene Ontology annotation, cellular component: membrane. The record is from RefSeq and is a predicted model, not a curated record.